Molecule: messenger RNA, 987 nt
Organism: Austrofundulus limnaeus
Lineage: Eukaryota; Metazoa; Chordata; Actinopteri; Cyprinodontiformes; Rivulidae
Product: mannose-P-dolichol utilization defect 1 protein
Exons: 7
Coding region: 12-734 (240 amino acids)
Biological process (GO): oligosaccharide biosynthetic process
Source: RefSeq, a predicted model, not a curated record
ACAGAGCCACUAUGACCACCUCUGUUUUAUUUAAAGAGCUUCUUGUUGGUUAUUUGAUGCCAGAGAAAUGCUUCAACGAGUUUUUUGUUAACUUUCAUGCCCACUUGCCAUGUUUGAAGUUCGUUCUCAAUAGAGCUGCUGGGUUUUGGAUCCUGCUGGACACAUUUCUGGGCCAAACACCUCAGCUGCUGAAGAUCCUGUGGAGAGGAAGUUCUGAGGGUUUGAGCCUGACCUCGUUGCUGCUGCAGCUUUAUGCUCUGUCAUGUCCGGUUGUCUAUGCCUUGGCCAACAACUUCCCAUUUUUCUCCUGGGCUGACAGAAUCUUCGUGUUGUCUCAGACAGCCACCAUCAUCUUCCUCAUCCUGCAUCAUCGUGGCUGUACUUUCAAAGGCCUGCUGCUCCUCCUUGGUUUCGGGGGUAUGAUGCUCCUCCUGGGUUUAUCUGCAGCUGUUGUCUCACUGAUGGAUGUCUCCUCUGUUGCAGCUUUAAUUGCGAGCAAGGCUGCACAAGCUGUGACAAACCACCAGAACGGACACACGGGUCAGCUGUCUGCCCUGUCCUUGUCCYUGAAUUGGACAGGAUCUGUGAGCGUUGCUGCUGUUUGUCUACAGAGGACUGGAAUAUCUCUCAUCAGUCUGUCCCACAUCCUGUCCUCAUGUCUCAGCUUUGUCCUGCUGUCUCAGGUCCUCUGCUGCAGCUGCAGCUCUGCUGAGGCCUCAAAGAAGACAGAUUAGCAGAGAAGAUGUGUUGACUCAUUACAUACAGGAAAUAUUUACUUCUUCUUUAUGUGCUGCUGUGUUUAAAUGCUGCUCAGGUUCUCAGGAUCAUGUGGAUUGUUUCUUUUUUUUUAAGCCUGCUGUAGGAACCAGUUUUUAAUAGUUGUAACUGAAAGCCCUSUGUCGCCCUCUAGUGGUUAAAAUAAUCAAAACUAAACCAUGAGGAAAACAGACUGAAAACUGAUGAGUAAACUUUGGUAAAUUCAAAUAA